Onthophagus taurus is the source of this 2274-nucleotide messenger RNA. NCBI's taxonomy places the organism in Eukaryota, Metazoa, Arthropoda, Insecta, Coleoptera, Scarabaeidae. The record is from RefSeq and is a predicted model, not a curated record.
UAUAAUUUAUUCAACGCUCUUCUCAACCAUAUGCCGGGUGCUGGAGCCAAAAGACGAAAAGAAUCCGUUUUAUCAUCAUUGGAAAUGCUCUCGAUAAGAUCUCCAGAUUUAAGUCCAGAAGAAACGAGUGAUGCAGAUCACGAUGAUCAAACCGGGGGUGAACGAAAAUCGAAUCGAGUUCAUAUUAAUUGUCCAUUAACAAUUACAGACGUCGAUACUCUUAUAGAAACGUUCAAAACACGAAGGCACCACAGAUUACAUGCAAAAUACGUCGCCCAAAUUCUAAAAGAAUCCAUAGCAAAACUAAGAAAACUACCAAAUCUAAACAUCGCGACAACUUCAAUUUCAAAACAAAUUACGAUAUGUGGAGAUUUACAUGGAAAAUUGGAUGAUUUACUUGUUAUUUUGCACAAGAAUGGUCUUCCGUCCCAAGAAAAUCCUUACAUUUUCAAUGGGGAUUACGUCGAUAGAGGUAAAAAGGGAAUUGAAGUCCUCUUAUUACUUCUAGCAUGUUUUCUUGCAUUUCCUGGUGCUGUUUAUUUAAAUCGAGGUAAUCAUGAAGAUAAUGCAAUGAAUUCGAGAUAUGGAUUCACGAAAGAGGUGCAAAGCAAAUAUAGGGAAAACGCCGAGGUUCUGCUUCGAUUGAUCGAUGAGGUUUAUCGAUGGCUUCCAUUAGGAACUAUAAUUAAUAAUAAAAUUCUCGUCGUUCAUGGUGGAAUUUCAAAUACGACCGAUUUGGAAUUGAUUAAAGGAUUAAAUAGGAGUAAGUAUGUUUCGGUGCUUAGACCUCCAGUAAGUGAUAGUUCAGCACCAGGAGCGAAUAAAAUCGACAAAGUCGAAUGGAAACAGGUAUUCGAUUUGUUAUGGAGUGAUCCCCAAUCGGUAAAGGGUAGCGCCCCGAAUAAAAUUCGUGGGGCCGGUUGUUAUUUCGGACCGGAUGUCACUCAAAACUUCCUAAAACGUUACAAAUUGAAAUUGUUAAUUCGAAGUCACGAGUGCAAAGCGGAUGGUUACGAAGUGAUUCACAACGAAAAAGUGAUCACGAUAUUUUCCGCAUCCAAUUACUACGAAUUGGGAUCGAACAAGGGGGCCUACGUGAAACUGGUAGGUUCGCAUAUGGACACGCAUUACGUUCAAUACACAGCAGCCACAUCGAAAACGAAAAAUUUGACCAUUACGCAACGAUUGGGCGUUAUCGAACGAUCGGCUUUACGAGAACUUAGAGGACAUAUUAUUUCAAAUAGGGAACGAUUGGAAUGCGAAUUUAAAAAAUAUGAUGUUAAUCAAAGCGGUUUCAUAACGAUAAGCGAGUGGUGUUCGGCAAUGUUAACAGCAACCGGAUUAUCAUUACCAUGGAGGAUAUUAAAGGAUAAAUUGGUUUUAGUGAACCCGGAUUCUGAAAGGGUCCAAUACGGGACGACGUUCGAUUUUCUGGAAGAGGGCGACUCAUAUCAAACUACUCCAACCGUUUCUGACACUCUCUACAGAAAUAAAUCAAAUUUAGAAGCUAUUUUUAGGAUAAUAGACAAAGAUGAUUCAGGUUCAAUAUCACUGGAAGAAAUGUUAGAUGCUUACGAUUUAAUAAAAGAACACAUCCCAACACCGAUAACAAAGGACCAAUUAAAAGACAUUUGUAGAAUGAUGGAUUUGAACAACGACGGGAUGGUCGAUUUAAACGAAUUUUUAGAAGCAUUUAGAAUAGUUGAUCCAGAACAGAAGUCCGAAGAACCAGCAGUAAUCCAACCUAAAAUAAAUUCUCCGUUAAAAACGUUUGCGCAGAUAGAUAAAUUUAUGGAUGAAACGCCGAAUGUGUCUCCAUCGAAAACGGAUACCAAUGGAGCAAUAACAGGGGGCCAACAACAAACUGGGGAGGCGACUUCUACGCCUCGGAAUCAUUCCCUAAGAGGUGUUAAUAGGUUAAAAGAGGUGUCCAAAUCUAAUCCGAAUUCUCUUAGUACUCUUACUCAAUCACCUGUUUUAAGUAGUAGAAUAGUUCAUUAAAUUUUUUCCAUAAAGAUUAACUAAAAUAUAUAAGCUAAUGUUUAUUUAAAUUAGCGAUUAAUGCUGAUUUAAAUGAAAAUAUGCAUAUGUUAAAAAAUUAUAAUGAUGGUAUUAAUAAAUUUGUCAAUUUAAUCGUCUACUAUAUCUGUAUUAAAUGUAUACAAAUUUCUAUGAUAAAAAAACGUGUUUCUAUAAAUUGUAACAAUUUCGAAAUUAAAUGGGUCCAGGUUUUCUCAGUUAAAUAAUAUAUCAAUAAAUAAAUAAUAAAUAAAU